Molecule: messenger RNA, 348 nt
Organism: Dictyostelium purpureum
Lineage: Eukaryota; Evosea; Eumycetozoa; Dictyosteliales; Dictyosteliaceae
Exons: 3
Biological process (GO): mRNA 3'-end processing by stem-loop binding and cleavage
Cellular component (GO): cytoplasmic U snRNP body; nuclear body
Molecular function (GO): U7 snRNA binding; histone pre-mRNA DCP binding
Source: RefSeq, a predicted model, not a curated record
AAUAGUAAUAAUAAUAGGAGAAAAAAAAGAGUACCAAAACAUUUUAGAAGUUUAUUGUGUGUUUUUUUAGCUUUAAAAGGAACUCAAAUUACCAUUCAACUUAGAUCAAAUUGUGAAAUAUAUGGUACCAUCGAAAACGUUGAUAGACAUCUAAAUAUUGAACUUAUUGAUGCAACUAUAACAAAUAGAUUCGGAAAAGAUAAAUAUGAAUUACUUUUAGUACAAAGUAGAAAUAUAAGGUAUAUUCAUAUUCCUGAUAAAAUUGACCUUGGCCAUUUAUUAUAUAUUUAUAGUAAAACAUUAUCAGAAGUUAAAAGAAAAAACCAAAGAACAUUAAGAAAAGCACCU